Messenger RNA from Monodelphis domestica (gray short-tailed opossum), 306 nucleotides. It is a transcript of the gene CXCL11, whose product is annotated as C-X-C motif chemokine ligand 11. Lineage: Eukaryota; Metazoa; Chordata; Mammalia; Didelphimorphia; Didelphidae. Gene Ontology annotation, biological process: defense response; chemotaxis; immune response. The record is from RefSeq and is a predicted model, not a curated record. Gene Ontology annotation, molecular function: chemokine activity. Gene Ontology annotation, cellular component: extracellular region.
AUGAAUCUGAAGGUUCUGGCUAUACUUUUAGCAGUACUCCUCUAUCCUUCUUCUGUUCACGGUUUCUCUAUGUUCAGAGGGGGAUGGUGUCUUUGUAGAAGUUCUACAGUGAACUCUGUGUAUAUAGCAAACAUUAAAAAGGUCUCAAUAUUUUUCCCAAGUGGCAGCUGUAACAAAAUAGAAAUUAUUAUCACUCUGAAAGAAGGUAUGGGCCAAAUAUGCUUGAAUCCAGAAUCCAAGCAAGCAAAGCUUAUCCUGAAGGUAGGCUGUGAGGAUAUUGUUUCUAUCCUUCUGUCAAAUACUUAA